CUGUGAAACACAAAAGAAUAACAUUCUAAUGUUCUCAUCGGGCCCUGUGUGCGGUGCUAAAUGUUGCAACACGUCAUUAUGCAAUACCGAGAGUUGUAGCCACAGCAGUCCCACAACAGCUACGCCCCCUAUACCGACACACGCCUCUGCAAAUGGCUGCCAAACGGGAAACAACUGGAUUGACUUCGGCAACUCUUGCUACCUUAUCGGCGCUAGGAACUUAAACUGGAUUGACUCUCAGAGUUAUUGUAACCAAAAUGGUGGAUUUCUUGCACGCAUCGAUACGCAGGCGGAGAAUGAUUACAUCAAGGCACAUUUGAAGUCCUAUCCUGUCCAAGCAUCCUACUGGAUUGGUUUGAAUAAAAUACGGACUAACGGAGUAUGGACAAACACUAACACUCCUGCGAAAUACACAGACUGGGCACCGGGCCAGCCACAGAGUGGUGCAGACGACUGUGUUGUGGCUGCUCAUUAUUUCGGCUGGGCUUGGGGAGACUAUGGCUGCCAUAUGUCUAACACACACCAGCUUUGUGAAAUACCCAAGACGCCUAGCGGAGCUUUAAUUGGUUGACGGAGAUGAGGAAUCAUCAAAACAAUUGUAUUUGCCUCGGACUUUAAUUGUUCAUUCUUAUUCGUGAAAGAAAACAUUUCGGUCGUGUUA
Mya arenaria is the source of this 661-nucleotide messenger RNA. RefSeq names its product C-type lectin domain family 6 member A-like. NCBI's taxonomy places the organism in Eukaryota, Metazoa, Mollusca, Bivalvia, Myida, Myidae. The coding region runs from base 29 to 571 and encodes 180 amino acids. The transcript is spliced from 7 exons. The record is from RefSeq and is a predicted model, not a curated record.